GUGUACAAUCUCUCACUUCAAACCUCUUUUUUUCUUUUUCUUUUUUGCUUUUCCACUGUCUCUCUCUCUGCACACAAAAUUCUUGCAAAGACAAAAACCAAAGGCAAAGGGAGAGAUGGAUUUAGUGAAACAAAAAGAGUUGCAGAAGAAAUAAGAGCAACCCAGAAAAAUUCAACAUGAAAGCUCAUAACUUGAGCCUCAUUUUGAUUGUAUUAUCAUCAUUGACAACACCCGAAAGUGCAACCAUAAUUCAAGACUCUAACAUCCAACGAAGAAUUCUCCACCAGCCAUUAUACCCAGUCGCUUCUGCACCACCACCAGCCACCGACUCACAACCACCGCCACCGCCACCAGAUAGCUCAGCUAUUGCAAACCCAGACCAGCCCUUUUUCCCUGAAGUCCCAAAUGGGCAAACCCCAGAUCUUGGCCAGCCACCACCAGCAUCAGCAGUCAACGGGACCAUACCAAUCCCAACAGCAACACAGCCAGCCAAGCCUGCUAAGAAAGUGGCAAUUGCAAUCUCAGUUGGGAUUGUCACUUUAGGGAUGCUGUCAGCUCUUGCAUUCUUUUUGUACCGACACCGGGCUAAGCAUCCAAGAGAAUCUCAAAAGCUUGUCGGAGGCAAUUCUCAAAGAUUUGCAGAUGAAUCUAGAGUUCCCCCGUCAAGUUUCCUGUACAUAGGAACUGUUGAACCAAGCAGGGCAUCAGCUACUGAAGUAAAUGGAACAACAACAACAACAAACGGAGCCAAUACUUCACCUUAUCAUAGACUAAAUUCAAUCAAAAGAUCUGAUAAUUAUAGGCCUAGUCCUGAUUUGCAGCCACUACCACCGCUACCUAAACCUCCUCCUCCUCCUCCUCAAUACGAGAAUGAGAAUUUUCCAUCCCCAACAUCAUCAAUAUCGGAUGAGGAGAGUCUUGACACAGCUUUUUAUACGCCACAGGGCUCCACAGUUAGCAAUGACGAUUCCUACUACACACCUGUUCUGGUGCGGCCUGCUAAUGCUGCUAGGAAUGAUGUCCGUGUCCAAGCCACAACUUCUGUUCCGCACUCUAAAAGAACCUCUCCGAAAUCAAGAUUUUCUUCCAUAACUUCACCAGAAAUGAAGCAUGUCAUAAUUCCUUCGAUCAAGCAGCCAUCAUUAGCACCACCGCCGCCUCCACCACCACCGCCAUUGCCGCAUCAGGAUAAAGUCCAGGUUCUUGAGUCAACAACUUCAUAUUUUUCUAAAAGGCCAAAAUUUCCAGUCCCACCACCACCACCGAAUAUGGAACUUCUUCGAUCCAUAUACAAUCAUCAGUCAAGUAAAAUUCCACCUCCACCUCCACCUCCACCUCCACCUCCUCCGCCUCCGGCUCCGGCUCCACUGUCAACAUCAAGAAAGAUAGGAUCUUUAGAAACAGCUAAAACAUUGGUUGUUUCUUCGAUGCCUGCAACAGUAAUGGCGAAGCAAAAGCCCUCAGCUUCUAGUCCCAAAGCCAUUUUGAAGACCGGAAUAACAAAAACUACCGAGGAAGUUAAUAAAGGAGCCAGUUCCUCAGAGAGGAAUGAUGCAGAUGACAAUGAUGGAGAAAAGCCCAAGUUAAAGCCUCUGCAUUGGGACAAAGUGCGGGCAUCCUCAGACCGAGCCACAGUGUGGGAUCAGCUUAAAUCCAGCUCAUUUCAAUUAAAUGAGGACAUGAUGGAGAGUCUUUUUGGCUGUAAUUCUGCGAAUUCGGUACCAAAAGAAGCUACAAGAAAAUCGGUUCUGCCUCCUGCUGAGCAUGAAAACAGAGUGUUGGAUCCAAAGAAGUCGCAGAACAUAGCGAUACUGUUACGAGCACUGAACGUGACACGAGAUGAAGUGUCUGAAGCUCUUUUGGAUGGCAACCCAGAAAGCUUGGGUGCGGAGCUUUUGGAAACUCUAGUAAAGAUGGCCCCAACCAAGGAGGAAGAAAUAAAACUUCGAGAGUACAGUGGUGACAUCUCCAAACUGGGAUCUGCAGAACAAUUUCUCAAGACAGUACUUGAUAUCCCAUUUGCUUUUAAAAGAGUUGAGGCGAUGCUAUACAGAGCCAAUUUUGAUACAGAAGUUAAAUAUUUGAGGAAAUCUUUUCAAACCCUAGAGGCAGCAAGUAAGGAAUUGAAGAAUAGCCGGUUAUUCCUCAAACUCCUUGAAGCUGUUCUCAGGACAGGGAACCGGAUGAAUGUUGGCACAAAUCGUGGUGAUGCUAAAGCAUUUAAGCUUGAUACACUCUUAAAACUUGUAGAUAUAAAAGGAACUGAUGGGAAAACAACAUUACUCCACUUUGUGGUCCAGGAAAUUAUUAGAUCUGAAGGCACAAGUACCGAUUCUACAAAUGAGAAAUUGCAAGACAGUACACUCUCCAAAAUGAAGGAGGAUGAUUUUGGGAAACAAGGAUUGCAGGUUGUGACAGGACUGAGUAGAGAUCUCAGCAAUGUAAGAAAGGCAGCUGGAAUGGACUCUGAUGUAUUAAGUAGCUAUGUUUCAAAACUCGCAAUGGGGCUCGAGAAAGUCAGAUUGGUUUUGCAGUAUGACAAGCCGGAUAUGCAGGGGAAAUUCUUUCACUCAAUGAAGCUGUUUCUAAGAGGCGCUGAUGAGGAAAUUAGCAGGAUUAAGUCUGAUGAAAGGAAGGCUUUGUCACUGGUGAAAGAGGUCACAGAUUAUUUCCAUGGGGAUACAGCUAAGGAGGAAGCUCACCCGUUCAGAAUUUUCGUGAUAGUAAGAGAUUUCCUAAAUGUAUUGGAUCAUGUCUGCAAGGAAGUAGGGAAAAUGCAGGACAGAACAAUGGUGGGCUCAGCUAGAUCCUUUCGGAUAUCAGCGACAGCUUCACUACCGGUUCUCAACAGAUUUAAUGUUAGACAAGAUAGAAGUUCAGAUGAGGAAAGCUCCUCUCCUUAAAACCAUGUCCAUAAAAUUUUUACGAAGAUGAUCAAACUACCUGAUAGUUUUUACGGUUACAGACUCCUUUUCAAUUGAAGCAACAGCACGGAAUAUCUAGUCUUUUUUUCCCAUUACAAGCGAGGGAGUGAAACGACGGAAAAGAAUGAACAAGUCAGAAAUUCUUUCAUUGUCAUGCAAAUCGGGUGUCAGAGGGAGAAGAACCUUUUAGCUUGCAAGAGAGAGGAGAUUCAUAUCGCAUAAGAAAUUGUUGACGUCCAGUGACCACAGACUGGCUAUUUUCCUACGUCAAGAAGAGAAAAAUGCCAGAUUAUUUGGAAGGUUUUCUUUGCCCAGUGGGGAUUUGAUGAGAUAAUUGGGACGCAACAACAAUGACAAUGACAGGCUUGUGUUUUUCCACUGCAGUAGAGUUGCCAUAGAUAAAAUAGGAAUCUAUUCAUUUAGAUGAUGAGAUUCUAGCAAUGCAUUUUCAUGAAAGUAUAAUGUUUUUUUAUAUUUAUAUAUAUUACAAGCAGCGAUGUGUUACACUCCACAUUUGUUUGAUACUAUAUGAUUAACUAAUAAAUAGUUAUAACUAGCAGAUUUCCUGUGCUAGCUAA
Messenger RNA from Populus trichocarpa (black cottonwood), 3502 nucleotides. Its product is annotated as formin-like protein 6. The record is from RefSeq and is a predicted model, not a curated record. Gene Ontology annotation, biological process: actin nucleation; actin cytoskeleton organization. NCBI's taxonomy places the organism in Eukaryota, Viridiplantae, Streptophyta, Magnoliopsida, Malpighiales, Salicaceae. The coding region runs from base 177 to 2903 and encodes 908 amino acids. The transcript is spliced from 4 exons. Gene Ontology annotation, molecular function: actin filament binding.